AAACCCAAUUAAUUAUACAAUCUCUCUUAAUAUUCUCAGUAACAUAAAGAAAUAGUCAUCCAACUCAUAUCCACUCCACACUUAUCCCAACAAUAUAUUUUUUCUUUCUGAAAUUCAGUGAUGAAAGUAGUUGAGAGUGCAGAACUUUGUCCUGGAAGCUGGUAAGUGCUAACAUCUUACAUUCCAAUGGCAGAGAAGCUUACUAUCCCUCUGAUCUCAUCCUCAUACUCCUCUUCACCGUCACCCUCCCCCUCUCACUCCCCGAUAACUCCUCUCUUCCAAGACCUCUUUUUUACGCCGAAUUCCACUCCUCCGCACCUGCACCUGACUCAUUCUCCACCUCCUGAACACCACACCGUUCCCCUCUCCAACCGCCGCAAUCCUUCUUCAACUCAUCGCCUUUCCCCUCUGGCUCAUCGAAUUCUCGAAACUUUGAUUCACCCUUCUUUCGAUUCCACUCGCUUACCCCAAAUUCUGCACCCUUUACUCCAACAACCCAGUAGGGACUCCUUGGCUUCGGACAUUUUGGGCAUAAUCAAGGGUUUAGGGUUUUACAGCGAAUUUGGGCUUGCAUUGAGUGUGUUUGACUGGGUUCAUAGCAGGCACGAUUGCGUUUCGCUUUUAAAUGGUUCCUUUCUUGUUGCUGGGAUUGUCAACAUUCUCGGUAAAGCGGGUCGGGUCUCUUCUGCGGCUUCGUUGCUAAACAAGCUUGAAAACGAUGGCGUUAAGGUCGAUGCUCAUACUUAUACUUCUUUGAUAAUUGCUUAUGCUAAUAAUAAGAGGUAUAGGGAGGCCUUGAAUCUUUUUAAGAAGAUGGAACAAAUGGGGUGUGAGCCUAAUUUAAUUACGUAUAAUGCCGUUUUGAAUGUUUAUGGGAAGAUGGGCAUGCCUUGGACUAAGAUUAUUGAUCUUGUUGAGAGCAUGAAAGCCCGUGGUCUUGUCCCGGAUUUGUGCACUUAUAAUACCCUCAUAAGUUGUUGUCGCCCGGGGUCUUUGUAUGAGGAAGCUCUUGAGAUUUUUAAUGAGAUUAAGUUAGCUGGAUUUAUGCCUGACAUGGUUACUUACAAUGCGUUGUUGGAUGUUUAUGGCAAGUCCAGGCGGCCCAAGGAAGCCAUGGAUGUUCUGAGACAGAUGGAAAGUGAUGGCUUUCCUCCUGACAUAGUGACCUACACUUCGUUGAUAUCGGCAUACGCCAGAGUUGGUUUGUUGGAGGAAGCACUGGAACUUAAAACCCAAAUGGUGGAGAAAGGGAUCAAACCUGAUGUUUACACCUAUACCACCCUUUUGUCAGCAUUUGUGAAGGCUAAAAAAGAUGAGCUAGCAAUGGAAGUUUUUGAAGAAAUGAGAGCUGCUGGUUGCAAGCCUAAUAUAUGUACCUUCAAUGCCCUGAUUAAGAUGUAUGGUGACCGAGGAAAGUUUGCGGAAAUGGAGAAAGUUUUUAAGGAGAUCAGAGUAUGCAAUUAUUCCCCUGACAUAGUUACUUGGAACACGCUUUUGGCUAUAUUUGGACAAAAUGGAUUGGACUCUGAAGUAUCAGGAGUAUUUAAAGAAAUGAAGAGAGCGGGGUUCGUGCCGGAGAGGGAAACCUUUAACACGCUAAUAAGUGCAUACAGCAGGUGUGGUUCCUUUGACCAAGCUAUGGCUAUUUAUCAGAGAACGCUAGAAGCUGGAGUGACUCCUGAUCUUUCUACCUAUAAUGCUGUUUUAGCAGCAUUGGCCCGAGGAGGGCUUUGGGAGAAAUCGGAGAAAGUUCUUGCCGAAAUGAAGGAUGGUCAAUGUAAACCUAAUGAGGUAACAUACUCUUCUCUGCUUCAUGCCUAUGCCAAUGCUAAGGAGAUUGAAAGGAUGAAUGCUCUUGCAGAGAAGAUAUACUCUGGUGCAAUUAAACCACAUGCUGUUCUUUUGAAGACUCUUGUUCUAGUAAACAGCAAGAUUGAUCUCCUAGUAGAAACAGAACGUGCCUUUUUCGAGCUGAGAAGCAGAGCGAUUUCACCUGACAUGACUACUCUUAAUGCGAUGCUUUCAAUAUAUGGGAGGAAGAAGAUGGAAGACAAAACCAAAGAGAUUUUGAACUUUAUGUAUGAGAGUGGAUUUACUCUGAGUCUGUCUAUGUAUAAUAGCUUGAUGUACAUGUAUAGCCGCUCUGAAGACUUCCAAAAAUCUGAGAAGAUCUUGAGGGAAAUUGUGGAGAAGGGUAUCAAGCCUGAUAUAGUCUCAUACAAUACUGUCAUUUAUGCAUACUGCAGAAAUGGCAGGAUGGUGGAGGCGAAAAGGAUAUUUAAAGAAAUGAAAGACCCUGCGCCUGUUCCCGAUGCUGUAACAUACAACACAUUUGUAGCAACUUACGCUGCCAAUUCAAUGUUUGCAGAGGCUAUUGAUGUGGUUCGGCAGAUGAUGAAGCAGGGAUGUAAGCCAAACCAAAAGACUUACAACGCCAUAGUUGAUUGGUACUGUAAGCUUAAUUUGCGAGAUGAGGCAAACAGUUUUGCUCAAAACCUUGGCAACCUGGAUCCGCAUAUAAGCGAGGAGGAUAAAUGCAGGUUACUAGAGCGCAUUGCGAAGAAAUAAAUGCAGGUCGAGUUGGUCUAUGAUUCUCUAGAGAAUGCUUCUUCAGUCAAUUUUGAAGAUCAAUACUGUCUGGUGUCUAGAGUACAAACAAGAAUGAAUUCAAGAAUAAAAACAUCUGCAGCUGGGGGCUUUUAGUAGUAUGAUUUUGGUGAUUUAUUGUUUGCUAGCAAUAAAUGACAUUUUUUGAAUUCAUGCAAGCAUGGCUCAUGAGUGCUGUUUGUCAAAAGAUUGAACUAAUAGCGUUGUCUUAGUGAGUGGUACUCAAGUUUUGAACAAAGUCUAAACAUUUAUGGAGAAAAUCAGUUGCAAUUAAGCGCUUGA
Messenger RNA from Arachis ipaensis, 2889 nucleotides. RefSeq lists its product as uncharacterized. Gene Ontology annotation, molecular function: protein binding. NCBI's taxonomy places the organism in Eukaryota, Viridiplantae, Streptophyta, Magnoliopsida, Fabales, Fabaceae. The record is from RefSeq and is a predicted model, not a curated record.